UCGAUGUGGCCGUGAGAACAAAUAACGAUCCAGGCGGAGAGGGGACCCAUAUACAACCUACAUACAAUCACAUAUUUUUAGGCCAACGCAAAUCUCUCAAAAUUCUCAGUUAUACUCUGUCACGUAAAUGUAAAAAUGCCAAAACGAUCGAUCUACUUGCAAUCGUCGGACAAUCUUUAUCGGAGAGCUCGACGCGAUCUCGAAUUUCUGUGCAAUUACUGGGACCGUUUGCUCACGCCGAAUCAAAGCUACGAUAUACGUCUGCCGGAAUUACUGCGCGCUAAUCACUUAAUGAGACACAUAUCAAGUCUGUCUCUCCCGUCAAACCAAGGACUGCGAGUCAACGUGAGCUUUACUAUUCUUGAUGAUGGCAAUCGCUUAGAACCGGAGGAAACGUAUCGGCUGCGUAACGCGUCGCCUUAUUACACCGAAUCUCGUAACAGAUUCCGCCGAUCGUCGUACCACUGCAGUAACGCAGUCGGAUAUAACGAUCUGAGAAAUUACAUAAGGCAGAUAAACGAAAAUUACGCAACGAUCGAGAGGGAACUGCAGUUAAGGGCCAGAAUAUUAGCACCCCUCAUCGAACGCAAUAGAUUCGCGGGAUGUCAGAAUGCAUUUUACACUCAGCGCGCGGCGACGUACAAUUGGAAUAAAUUUCCUGCCGGAAAUCGAGCAUCAUGUUCCGCGAGAGUUUCCCCAUGGUUACAAGAGCGACGUGCCAAUCCGCGAGAAAGAGACAAUCGUCAAACUUGCACGUUAUUCGGACACGAAUGCUGCCUUGCUGACAGAAUGAAUGACGUAGACGGUUGCUCGUUAAGUCGGCAAUCAGCGAGACAGAAAGAAAAUUCGCCCGAGUUUAACGACUCACCGAGAACCGCCAAGGAAUGCUCCCCACAAACUUCCGCCUUCUGCGCGACAGUCCAGAAGCUGCAACAGAACAACAUUAACGCUUUGCAGAACCGCGCCGGAACUGCGCCGGUCCGAAACGACAACGGUUAUACGAUGAUCAGGCAGCGUAUAAGCUCGAAAGAGUCGAUGGAAGCGUGCCAGGGUGUCAGUAAAAUCAUCAGCGACGCGACGACUUACACCCAUCCGGCGGAAUCGAGGCCCGUCAAGCCCGACGGCGGCGUCGCGAUAAAUAACGGCGAUAAACGAUCGAUCGAAUCGCAGCCGGUCGGCUGUCAGGGAAAUGUCCUGCCGCGGGCCGCCGAGUCAAGCGCCGUGACUGAUCAAAACGCAGCGGGACAAGGACGCGCGGGUAGCAAACGUAAACUCGACGAUCUGGAAGAUGAAGCGUUAUUAGCGGCCAAACUUGACGUGGAAGCCGGCGGCCGGCAGGAGCGGUCGGAAACGACCGAGAUGAUCAAGUCGCGAGUCAAGGAUACGCCAACGACGUUCGCUCCAGACGGGAGAGCUGUUAGCAAUAAGGGCUGCAGGAUCAGGAACAGCAGGAUACCUACGGAAGGAAAACCGUUCUGGAAAAGGCACGUGUCCGCGCCGAAAUACGCGAGUUUCCUGAGGAUGUUUCGCAAGGAGGAGACAGAGAAUCGACUCCGCGGCAAUUCCUCGUCUCGGAGGAACGACGGGGAAAAAUCGCAACAUCGAAGGAGACUUUCUACAGAAAGUUUCAGCACUGAAUGCGACAAUCGAGCGAAUUUGCGAAACGAAAGAAGAACACCAACCCCGAGAAGCACGGUGCACACGACGUACAAUCCUGCAAUACAAUCAGCCACUGAUCCUAUUUUAGAUUCCAGCGGUCUCACGAUACAGCUCCUGAGGCUGGCCGUUUUAUUAUACGUCCCCACGUUGAUGCCGGCGUUGAAUUCGUUAAUCGCGCAGCAGAAUCAGCAAACGUCCGCGUCGACGUCCUCUGCUAUAGAAGGAUCCAACGAUCUGUUAAUGCAAAUCUUCCGUCUGCUCAACGAGCAACAAACCAUUCCCAAUUUGCCGCUCGUAUCGAUCGGAUCCGAGAGAGUUUCUACGGCUUUAACCGCGGAGACGAACGGCGAAAGUUCGCGGUCACUUUCCGAGGAGAAACAAGAGACUACCUCGAUCGCUUUGGAAGAAUCUGACCCUGUUUCGGAGCAAGGAUCUAUCUUCGCCGGUAAGAGCGGCUGGAAAUCGAGCAGCCACGUAGAGCAGCAAAACGGAAAAAACAGAAAGUGGCGACUGACGUCGAUGUUGACCGACUCCGUGAGAUUGGACAGGAACGUCUUCACGGCGGAGGACUUCCGGAAAUUCGAGGAAUUUUUGAAGGCCGAGAAGAGGCGUCCGGAAGAUGUCCGAUUGCUGUCCACGAAAAGCAAAAACGAGAUCGUCAUGAAAGAGUACUUCCGGAACUGGUUGCAUCGGUUGCUGCGGCAAUUGAACUCGGCAAACGGUAAUCUGUCCGUGCAGAACAGCGAGGAGAGAGGACGUCCCGAGGGAUCUUCAAGGACCGUAGAAUCUUCCUUGGAAGAGGUAGGGCGGCGCAAUAGAGGCCGUUUGAUAGCCGACGAAUCGCCGGGCUCCUCGAGAGACGACGUUAAUACCUUUUCGGAGCGCGAGGAAGAGGAUUCCGACGAUCAGAAGUCGUUUACUUCCGCCACGAGCACGAACUCCUCGAGAUCGCUGCAGUUUAAGCAGGACGACGCGAUUGGCGCGGAAAAGGAAGAGAAAUUGCCGCGAAGUGAACAUUCGCAGGACUGAUAUAAUAAAUUUUCGACGAUAAACGAGCGCGUAUAAAUAUCGAAACGACGGGCUAAUAAAAUCGUAUAAUCGACGUAGCUUCGCCGUCGAGACGAAACGAGCGUUUCUUUUUUCGCUUUGCAUCGGAGGAUCGCUCGUAAAGGAGCCUCUUGAAAGUCACUCGGAAACUGUUGGACUGUUGUCAGGAUUUGAUGUAAGCUCGCGGGCCAUGUGGCUGGUAUACGCGAGGACGCUUGCGCGAGCGGUCGAACACGUGGUGAACGCCGCGCGAAGCCGAGCUUUCCCGCGGCGCGUCGCUCACCCGAGAGCUUGCAGUCGCGCGUGUUAUCGCUACCGGGACGCUUCCCCUCGAUCGGCAUGUGAUCCGUCUCUCUUUCUAUCUCUCUUUCGUAUUUACUUUACCCUUGUGUGUGGGUGCUUGAAGCAACAAACGUCGAGCGAUUAACGCGAGCCAGGCUUGGAAAGAAUCGCUAAAACAAACGGUAUAGAUAACAUAUUCGUUCUCACAUUUCUCGUCUUCUAUAUGUAAUCACGAAUAGCAGUUGAUAAAAACUGCUGAGAAUCGUCGAAAAACGCCGUUCUCGUCU
This is a messenger RNA of Wasmannia auropunctata (little fire ant), 3275 nucleotides long. RefSeq lists its product as uncharacterized. The record is from RefSeq and is a predicted model, not a curated record. The coding region runs from base 136 to 2688 and encodes 850 amino acids. Lineage: Eukaryota; Metazoa; Arthropoda; Insecta; Hymenoptera; Formicidae. The transcript has 7 exons.